UUUCUCAGGUGCAAUGGAGUGGUUAUGCUUCCGCAUGGAUAUGUUGGCAUCUAUUACAUAUGUUUUCUUUUUGAUUUUCUUGAUCUUAAUGCCGAAGGGAGUACUCAGUCUUGGUGUUGUGGGUUUAGCAAUCACAUAUGGGCUUGGUUUCAGCUUGCAUGGUAUUGUAUGGGAUCUUAAUCAACUUGAGACUAAAAUCCUAUCUGUUGAGAGAAUACUACAAUACACCAACAUCCCUAGUGAACUCUCUCUGUUGGGAGAAGAGAAUAGGCCAAGUCAUGAAUGGCCAUCACAAGGGGAAGUUGAUAUUGUUGAUUUGCAGAUCCGAUAUGACCCACACCUUCCUCUUGUCUUGCGAGGUAUCACAUGCACUUUCCCUGGAGGGAUGAAGAUUGGCAUUGUUGGGCGAAUAGGAAAUGGUAAAUCAACUCUUGUACAUGCUCUCUUCCGCAUACUUGAACCUACAGCUGGUUAGAUUUUGAUAGAUGGUAUCAACAUCUCUAAAAUUGUCCUUCAUGAUUUGCGGUCAAGAUUGAGCGUCAUCCCACAAGAUCCAACAAUGUUUGAGGGGACUCUAAGAAGCAAUCUUGACCCG
Molecule: messenger RNA, 595 nt
Organism: Telopea speciosissima
Lineage: Eukaryota; Viridiplantae; Streptophyta; Magnoliopsida; Proteales; Proteaceae
Product: ABC transporter C family member 3-like
Exons: 3
Coding region: 14-475 (153 amino acids)
Biological process (GO): transmembrane transport
Cellular component (GO): vacuolar membrane; plant-type vacuole
Molecular function (GO): ATP binding; ATPase-coupled transmembrane transporter activity
Source: RefSeq, a predicted model, not a curated record